UUAUUGGACAUUCUAAUGAAUUCUAUGCCAAAACCAGAAAGACAUGCUGAAUCAUUGUGUGACAUUGGUCAUGAUACAAUCUCUUCUCCAACUGAUGUGACAGUUACUAAAAACCAAAAUAUACUCUUGCAAAGCGUCAGCAGCAGUGAGGAGUUUGACCAAGAUGAUGACUGCAGUCAUUCGAUAUUGGUUAAUGAAGGAGGAGAUCCAGGUGGCGACACACAAGAUUGGCAACGCAGGACAGAAGGUGUAAAGAAUAUUGUUACCUUUCCAAAAGAUGUACAUCACCCCCAGGAAACAAGCCAAGAAGAUAUAAAAGAAAACAAUCAGAUAACUUCAGUGCAUCAAGAAUGGGCACAAGCAGAUUCUGUUUCUCUUCCAAAUGAAAUUGAAACAAUGGACUUUAGAACAAAGGUGCCAGCCACACAGCCUUCACUCCUGAAGAAAGAGGAAAGCUCCAGGGAGCUCUGCGACGAGAGCUUGGGCUCCUUGUUGCCAAGACCUUGCUUAGAAUCCAGCAUCUCCAAAUCUGUAAGCAGGGAAGGUGUUCCUCCCUUUCUGAAAGGCCAGCAAAGAAAACCUGAAGAGUUUUCUACCUCUGAUACGAAGUACAGUAGCCGAAGAAUUGAGUUUCCUCUACCACCAUUAUCACUCUUGCCCAUGAGACCUGUUUUUUUUACUAUCCCCCCAAAUCAUGAGGAUCAAAAAGAGAGAGGAAGAAAUAUUCCAAGUCUUGUAUCUUCUGUACCUAAGUUCUCAGAGCCUGUUAGUCGAUCUGAUGAGUUUAGACCAUCAAACAAACAACUGGAAGCCUCGUUUAAGGUGUUUAUGUAUCAAACUCUCAGGUCCUCUGAUUGCUCUAUCUGGUCCAGAAACAUGUGCUCUUUUCAGAAGGCUAACCAUCACAGACAACCCCUGGAGAUGGAGGAGAAAAGGACAUCUAAGGAAACAGUUGGAUGUGACAAAAUUCAAACCUCUCACUUUGAAAAAAGGCACUCUUGGAUGUCCUCUGAGAAUUUUAAGGAAGGCAAUUUUCCUGCAGAUAGGGAGGUGGAUAUCGACUGCCUUGAUAAUGACAUGAGAAAAGCAGAAGAGAACUUUCAAUCUCUCUCAUCAGGAAAGGUAGAGGCCUCUGUAGCCAGAAACUAUGAACAAAAUUCAGAUGUUGAAUGUACCAUGCCAAUCAAAUUCCAAGAAGCCCAGCAUUCAGAAAUAACUCUAUGCAAGGAUAAAGAGGUUAGAAAUGAUAAAGAUGAUUCAAAAAGUGCUUCAGUGCAUAAAGGUGAAGUAAUUGAGCCAAAUCAGAUUUUGGAAGAGUUUACUGUUCUUAAAAGUUUGUCCAAUGUUAUUCCUGACGGCCCCACUGAAAAGCUCCCAGGUCAUAACAUGGAGACAAAUAUAAAAAUAUCAAUAGCAGAGGCAACCAAACCAGAAAUGAAUGGGACAAUGCCUCUUACCCACGUCCCUUUCCCUGGAGAUGAGACUCCCAAGGAACCUACAAUAGCCAAACCACGCCUCCGAAAGAGAAAGAGCAUCCUUCAUAACAACAAUAGCUUCAACAUACUUGCACACAAAGAAAAUGAAAAGCAUAAGAUGAAAACCCACAGAAAUAAGUCGGAUUCAAAAACUAAGACCAGUAACAGGGCACCUCAGAAUUUCAUGAUUUCCGUCAAAAGUUCCAUUAAGCCUACCACGCAUAAAGCCAGCAUUAAAACUCAAGUUUUCCCUUCUUUGGGGCUUAUUGACCCCAGACCUCAACAAUCACCCAAGUUUCAAAGGAGAAUGCCACAGAUAGAAAAGAAGCAAGCAACUUACCAGACUCUGAAACCUAAAAAGCAAUCAUUUCCCUGCAUCUGUAAAAACCCAGGAGUAAAAAAUUCUUCAGUUCCUCUCCUGGUUCAACCAACAGAGCCAAGACUAAAUUACCUAGAUCUUAACUAUAGUGAUAUGUUCAAAGAAAUCAAUUCAACUGCUAAUGGACCUGGAAUCUAUGAAAUGUUUGGGACCCCUGUUUACCGUCACGUGAGAGAGACCGAAUGUCAUGAAAGCAGAUAUUACCGAGGGACAUGCUCAGCUCCAUCAGGCAGAUGUAUCACCAGUAAAUGUCAACCCUCACACAGUGAGAGGAGCAGCAAUAGCAGAACAAGACUUUCUCAGAAGAGACCACAUGUUAAACCCCUCAAGCCUUUACAUGGAAUUAAACACAAGCACAAAAGUUUAAUUUCCAAAGAAAAAGGUUGCAAAGCUGUAGGUAGCAACCUACAAUUGAUUGAAAAUGGUGCCGGCAUAUCAGAAUCAGAGAGGCAGAUGAAGUCUUCAGGAAAAGACUUUCUAUCUUCCAAAGACGAAGCUCAGCCCAUGAACUUUGCUCAGACUCAUGAGCAGUCUGUUAAACAGAACGAAUUCCUUCCUGUCUCAGAUUUGUCCAUUGUUGAAGAAAUCUCUAUGGACGAGUCUGCUGAUGAAGGAGACAUUUCUAACAAUCAAAUACUUGCCACAAGCCUCAGAGAUCUGCAUGAACUUGAAGAGCUAUAUCACCAGACCCCAUUUUUCCUUUCGGAAGACAGCAGGGCAGUGCCCAGUGAGAAGAGUUUCAACAAGCAUGUACCGCAAGAAAAGCAGAAUACAGCAUCUCUUGGUAAAAUAAAUGCCAACCAAAUUUUAACGAAUGAUAUAGAGUUUGAUAGCUUGAUAGAUAAGUCUAAGACACUUGUGAAUUUCUCUUUCCAAGAGAGACAAACAUACCAACAUUGGGCAUAUUCUAUGGAGCGUGAUAGUUUAGCUAAUAAAUCAAUUACACAUCAAAUGUUUGGAAAAACUUUAAGUGAUGCAAAUUCAAUUUCCCAAGAUAUUCUAGACUCUAUAAAGAAUGAGGAAUUGACAGAUGAACUAUUAGGUUGCCUAGCUGCAGAACUAUUAGCUCUUGAUGAGAAAGAUAAUUCUUACCAGAUAAUGGCAAAUGAAACAGAUCCUGAAAACCUAAAUCUUGUCUUCAGUUGGAGAAGAAAUACCACACAAGAGUUGGGUGGAGAGACAACAAAUGCCAAAAUACAGAGACAUAGCAAUGGGUUCAGAAUAUAUGACGAGGAGAAAUUUAUCAAUGGAAUGAUCCUUUCCGAAACUAGUUUAAAGCAUGAAGAACCUAUCCUGUGGACCAGGGGUGAGAUCCUUGGGAAGGGAGCCUACGGCACAGUGUAUUGUGGCCUAACUAGCCAAGGAGAGCUAAUAGCUGUAAAACAGGUGGUUCUGGAUACCUCUGAUAAAUUAGCUACUGAAAAAGAAUACCAGAAGCUGCAGGAAGAAGUAGAUUUGCUCAAAGCACUGAAACAUGUCAACAUUGUGGCUUAUCUGGGCACAAGCUUGGAAGAGAACAUUGUAAGCAUUUUCAUGGAGUUUGUUCCUGGUGGCUCAAUCUCUAGUAUUAUAAACCGUUUUGGGCCCUUGCCUGAGAUGGUGUUCUGUAAAUAUACAAAACAAAUUCUGCAAGGCGUUGCUUAUCUCCAUGAGAACUGUGUGGUGCAUCGAGAUAUCAAAGGAAAUAAUGUUAUGCUCAUGCCUACUGGAAUAAUAAAGCUGAUCGACUUUGGCUGUGCCAGGCGUUUGGCCUGGGCUGGCUUAAAUGGCACCCACAGUGACAUGCUUAAGUCCAUGCAUGGGACACCGUAUUGGAUGGCCCCAGAAGUCAUCAAUGAGUCUGGCUAUGGGAGGAAGUCGGACAUCUGGAGCGUCGGCUGCACUGUGUUUGAGAUGGCCACAGGGAAGCCUCCAUUGGCUUCCAUGGGCAGGAUGGCAGCCAUGUUCUACAUCGGAGCUCACAGAGGCCUGAUGCCUCCCUUACCCGAGCACUUCUCAGAAAGCGCGGCCGACUUCGUGCGUGCCUGCCUAACCAGGGACCAGCACGAGCGACCUUCUGCUAUUCAGCUCCUGAAGCACUCUUUCUUGAAGAGAAGUCUCUGAAUAUA
This is a messenger RNA of Pteronotus mesoamericanus, 3962 nucleotides long. RefSeq names its product mitogen-activated protein kinase kinase kinase 19 (gene MAP3K19). Gene Ontology annotation, molecular function: protein kinase activity; ATP binding. NCBI's taxonomy places the organism in Eukaryota, Metazoa, Chordata, Mammalia, Chiroptera, Mormoopidae. The transcript is spliced from 10 exons. The record is from RefSeq and is a predicted model, not a curated record. Gene Ontology annotation, biological process: protein phosphorylation. The coding region runs from base 16 to 3957 and encodes 1313 amino acids.